CUAAUAUCCACGGCUUCGAUCCUGAAUAGCAGAAAAAAUGACAACGGUUCAUCCUUCCUUGGCCUCCUCUGGGCCUGUUGACGUUUUCGCUUGGAGUGAUGGUCACACGCCGCCCUGUGGCGGUGGCGGCAGGUCGACGUCCUCCGCAGCUUUAGUCGAUUCGGAGGGCGGGUUUCAUCCUGUCUUGAUGCGCAACUUUGACGACGUCGUUCGUCUCACAGAGCUAGCAUUACGCAACUACAGGGCAAAAGUUGUAGAUGGAGCAGGCGUCGGACGAGCUGGAGGACCGCCUCGAGAUUUAGUAGGCGGUGAACAAGAUCGUGGUGACGAACACAUCAUCAUAAACACAAAUACAGCAACAAGCAAUAGUACGAAUACUUCUUUUGUCCAUAGCAGUACACGGGAGUAUCGAAUAGGUCUCGAGCAUCGUGGUUGGAAGCUCAUACCUGUUGGGCCAGAUUCCUAUGGCCUAGUUGCAUACAAUCCGAACAAAAAUCUGGUUGUCGUGACCUUUGCGGGCUCCUGCUGCCAACAAGAUUGGGAGACGAACUUGCACUGUCGGCCGACUCCAUGGGCGCGACUCGCUGAUGCUGAAGAUGGUACUGAUAUGGCGGAGCAGCACGACGGAAGGGCCAAUCAUGUGCACAUUGGUUACCUGUCUCGAUACGAAAAUUUCUUGAGGGAAGAUAUCCUUCGACUCCUGAGCCCGCAAGGAAUUGGUAAGCAGGUGAACGAGAAGACGCGAAUACUGUGCUGUGGGCAUAGCUGUGGAGGUGGCAUGGCACAGUUAGCAAUUUGGGAUAUUGUACUAUCCAUUUGAAUUAUUUAUUACUCUGAUUCGUCAAAUUGAAUUGCUUACUAGCAGGUGAGAGCAGGAAAACAGAGUCGUGCUCUACUAUCUGUAACUGAGGUACAACUUUGACUUUCGCUCAGCUAGGUAGGAAGGUGGAGGUGGUGCCAUUUCUUCGAAUAUAUGUUUUUUUCCACUUCGAGAAGUUCCAAUGGCACUUCAUCUUUUGAUUCUCAUUAUAAGUAGUCUUAGUCAUGAUCAUGAUCAAGAUGUCAUAGGUCACCGUCGUCGGCUCUGCAUGGUUCGGCAGCAACUGGGACAACGUUUCUCAGCCGCGUGUCUUCGGCUACUUUAUAGCAGCUGCCCCGUCCAUUACAACGAACGCGGGAGGAGGUGGUGCGCUCGCAAAAAUAUCAGCAGCCGUGGGCCCGGCCAACAUGAUUUCGCAAUUUGCUGAGAGGGAUCUGGUAGAUUCGAUGAUGAAACUAAAUUUUUUCUUUUACAGUACUUUCUUCUUGUUGAUGCUUGUUGCAUUCCUUGUAAGUAGUUCGGACUCGUCGCCUUCUACUUUUUCCAAUUUUUUUCGCAGCUCGCCGGUUCCGGCUGGGAUGCAACGAUUGCAGCCCUAAUUCGUAUGUUGCAGCGGACCGCAGAGCGAGAUCCCGCAGCAGCUGACUUGAUCGAACAACUUCGAGGUAUCGAUUGGCUCUCUGAGCUGGGAUCGUACAGACCACUAGGCAAGAUCUUAAUCCAGACGGUAUCUGGAGUUCUAGCUUGUGCGGGACCCGCGGCGUCAACGAGUGACCUGCUUGGCUUUUAUCUCGACAUGUCUGAUGUGUAUGGCAGAACACUAUAAAAAUGUCGUAUAUUUAUAUAAUUACACACAGGUGGUCGUCAUACUCAUAGUAUUUAAGCAGGAUUGCGCUGGAGGUUCAGGUUCAUUCCGCUAAAUGAUUACUUGUGCCAUGGUUUGAUAGAAGGCAAAGUUUCAGCUUCUAUUCUGGUAUAGUAGGUAUGGAAGUCGAACUUUUAGUUCCAGCAUCAGUACAACGUGCUUAUCUUCGGCCUUUCUUGAAGAUUAAUUCUGAGGGGAGCGUAGCACGCGUGGCUCCGCAGAGGACGACGAGGAGCUUUUUGUUUGGGGUACCUUUCGUGCAGCUCUAUCGGCGAUCGGCCUCAGCGCUCACUUAGGCGGUGACGGUGGGGGAACCGAAUUUUUGAGAUGGAUUGUGGAAACGCCCUCAACUGCACUCCUAUAUCGCGGGGAGCGUUUCGCAGAGCGACGUGGCUUUGUCACAACCGUAUCCGGAACACCGCCAAUACGAACAGGAACAGGCAUAAGUAGUAAUGAUACUUCAUCUGCGGUGAUGGACGAGGCAGCUGGAGGACUUAUUCCCUCUUCUUCAUACGUACAUGCAGCUGAAGCAGAAGAUAUUCAUACAAGAACAACCAACUACGAUCACCCCGCGACGUUAUCAGCUAGAAGAGGAUUUGGUCGUGCAGCACACGAUGAAGGCGCGUCGACAUCAUCUACCGCACAGACAGGCGGUCCCGAAGCCAUUGCAGCACCCGCAACCACUGUGUCUAAAACCUCUGUGUUUUCGUCAGAGCAGCUUGCUGUCCCACAGCAGCAGCGAACGGCGUCGCUUCUAACGGGGAUCGUGCCUGUGUCCGCAGGUAAGCAUCAGAUGAUGGGAGCGUCUCUGUCGUCGCCGGGGUUGAUCUUUCCACCUGCAGCAAUAGUAGCGAGUCAGAACCUGUUUGGUCCUUCAGUGGCGAUGCCAAUCAUGCCAACGAUUAACGUCCCUGGAGGUGGUGCAUCGUCUUCAGCAGCUGCAGCGCCACUUCUCGGACGUCCAAUUUCUGUGUCGGGGACACCGCAGAAUCAGCCACAUCAAACGACGUUCGCUGCUUCGUCACGGGCAGAAGACGAUCAAGAAGACCCGGCGGGAGCAGGUGGCUUCGAACAAAAGAGUGCGGAUGGCCGUGAGCAAUCUCAACCUGUCGAAGAUCAAGCAAGUCCUCCAGGACGACAACAGCAGGCCCAGGAGCUUUCGACAUCACAACGACCGCCUUUACUUGAAAACUACCCACAGCAAAAACUAGUUCACGACGACCAAGCACUGCUAUCGUCCCGGUCUGCGGUUACGUACCACUAUGGAGGAGAAGUCAUCAAUAGUCGGCCUCGGCGAUCUUUGGGUCCACGAAGUACCUUCCAUGGGACCCGUGCUGGUUCAGGUGGGCUGCUUCCACCGCAGAUCCUUCCGACCAAGGUCGUGCCUGCACACAAGGUGCUUGUUUUAUUUCGUUUUGUUUCAACUUCAACAUUACAAAAUGUUGAACGUUUUGAAAUGUUAAUAUCUGAAGAAAUGCGCACCCUCAUACUUACCGCACAACCUGGAAAAUGAAAUUGGAUUCUUUGAGAGGUCCAAGGUGACGAACUUCCCAAUCCUUUAUUUCUGCACGCCCUACUAAAUUCAACUACACCAACAGCUUCCCGCGCCUGCAAUUAGUACUGCUAUCGGAUUAUCCCCAUACGAAGCUUCUGUGCAGACACCGAUGACGUCUUCAUCCACUGGAGUUCCGCACAUGCAUCCUGGAUUGACACGGCCCCAGUUGGAGCAGCCACAAGUGAAAAAGCCUAAGUUGCGAAAGUUUGUUUUCGUGGAUGAAAGUGUGGGAGCGGGAGGAGGUUUGAGUGGUGCAGGAACUGAUACAACGAUAACACCUGCUCUCGGCGGCUCCUCGUCGUCGUCUAAUCACGGUGCACAAGCGACCGGUACGACUACAUCAAUGAUGAACUCAAGAACAGCAUCAUCAAACACUCCUGGAGGUGCUGAGCAUAUGACCACGACUUCUCACCAGCUACAACAACUGGGUGGAAAUUCAAUGUUGCCAGCUCAAAGUUGGCCCUUCAGUGCAGCCACGCCUUCGUGUGGGAUAUACGCAGGCGCUGCGGGGGCGCCGUUCAAGAGCGAGGCAGCAAGUGGACUCCAAGUAAAAUCCAAAUCAGUAUCAAUUUGUUGAAGAGCAGGGCGAUGUAGAUCAUGGACGACCGGCGUAACUUCUUCUAGUUCAAGUUCAUGUAGUUGAUGUUGUUUUUUUGUGUAGCUAUGAUCUUCACAUCAUCAAGUAUGGAAAUGAUUGCAUUCUAAUAUGCAUUCUCAACAUCCAUUACUACGUACUUUUGUAGGUGCCGAGUCGCGUAGGAGCUGACUUUCCGAAAUUGCAAGCUAUGUUGCCUUCUUUCCGCGACAAACUCGAGGCAGGACAGCAGUAUUUCCGAAGGUUCUAACUUCUAAAAUGCAUGGCGCAUUCAUUGCGAUUGAGGACGUUUUGACCACGCUCUUAGCAGGAGAAGUAUGAGCGCAUGAAUUACCAGCAAAAUAUCGCGAUCUCGACUCUAGAGAAUUCGAGUUCAUUUUUAUUUUUCAACGAAUACUUAAUAAAUAAAGCAUGACUUGCGUUUCUAGUAUAGACUCUCAGCGGAAAAUCUUCAGUAGGAUGCACUGGGAGAAUCGUGCCCAUAUGGAUCGCACCGCUGAAGGGGCUUGCGCCCCUGGUGGUGGAUGCCGCAGCGCCUCUGCCCUUCCACGUGAUUCCUGGCGCGAGGAUGUGCCGCAUAGCACCGGAGCACCUUGCGCGUGGUGUGUGUGUGUUUGUAGAGUCGGCGACCUCCGUUGCGGCCAGAGGCGUGUCGCUGGCCCUCUCCAGUUUCUCGCGUCUCCCUUGGGCGCUCAGGUUCAGGCGCUGCUCCCGGAGCUAGGUCCGCGGAGAGAAAGCGAGUCGCGCUGGGGCGCCCAGGCCUGGAUUCCUUGGCUGAUGCGAUGGGUGUGGCAAUUGUUAUGCCAUUGCGAGCGCCCUCGGCAUGCGCUUUUCCUGCUUGUGGGGCAGGAGAGUGGUUGGAGCUGCAGAGGGCCUCAGGCAUUUGCCAGUCUCAGGACCCGGAAAAGUCUGGCGUCUGCGUCAGACGCCAGGAUUCUCGAGCGCCUAAGAAUUUCUGAGACCUGGCAAAAGUCUGGCGUCUGCGUCAGACGCCAGGACUUUCCCGGUACGGCUACCGACCCAGUGCACCCCACUGGGUCGGUGCCCGUACCCGUAAAACACCUGGCGUCUGACGCAGACGCCAGACCUUUGCCAAGUCUCAGAACGAAGUUGUGAGGCGUGGCGCGAAAGUCCGAGCGUCUGCCGCACAGCUAAGCCCUCGGGGGCACGAUGAAACUGCGACUACGCACUGCGGCGCCUGUCGUGGCGCUACCUGUAGCUUCGUCUACAGGUCCGUAGUUGGACGCAUCGGCCGGCGGGCCCUGCAGCCGUGCUUUUGACUCUGGGGUUGGGGUUCACCUGGCAGGCUCGCGUGGCAGCUCUUCGGCCUCUUGCUCUCCGGGGUGUCUGGCCGUGCCUUCUCGUUGGAGUCACAGUUGGUGCGCUGAUGGGGCUUGUCGUUGUUUGCGUGGGCGGCCGGACUGUCUGGUGUCGGUGCGUGGUCAGGGCAGCGCGAAUUUUGUCCUGACUGCGAGAGGGGUAACGGGUCCAAGCUCGGAGGUUUAUCGUUUUGAAACUAAGGGGGGCCCGCCUAGCUUGAUGGCCCUCUGGGCCGCGGGGUUGCGGUGCUCUGCGUCUACAGCUGUAGUUAGCCCAUCUGCCUCAGUAUCCCUUACUGAAGGUUUUCCGCUGAAAAUGCACGCAUUUCCCAAAGUCAUGAAAUAAAGAUAAAGAAUAAGAAACAGCAACAACAGUUGUACUAUUAUAUAUAAAACCUAGAGAGUACUAUUAGUACUCCAUUAUUGUGAUACUAGCUGGUAGAUCACAUUGUUCAGGCACUGCGACCAUAGAUAUUGACCAUAUUUAUUAACAUCAGAAACGAUGUAAGUUUCUCUUCAAGGUGUAAAGUAAGAUCAUGAGCAAGACCGCUCGUCCUGACACUUUCCACUAUGCGUGGCACAAGUCAGCAUUAGCAAUUUUGAGUACUAUAAUCGUCAACAUCGUCGUUCUUCAACAUCUUCAAAUGCUGGCACAGACUUCCUCGAGUUUCUGGAUAUGUACAGAUGAAAAGCUCUUAUCACUCUUGUGUGCUGCUCAUGACAGCUACAGCUUAGAGUUACAACAUUUAAUGACAAGUUGAAUAGCCCCAUUUUGAUACCCCUUACUUUGUGAGCAAAAAUAUGGACAGAUUUAUAGAACUCGUUCUGCUGGAGCAGGUACUACUAUGCCAUGAGGGCCUGUCCACCUGAAGUGACCUAUUCAUUGAACAUCGUCCUUCAACCUUUGUAUCAUCGCGAAAGAGCAAGUGACAAAGCAACUUUUACCAUCCUACGAAGCAACGCCGACUAUCGAGGUGCAAGUGGAGCAACAGGAAGCAGCGGAGCAAGAAGUUAAACUUACAACAUCAAAAACAGGUCACCUGGUGGACG
Molecule: messenger RNA, 6204 nt
Organism: Amoebophrya sp. A25
Lineage: Eukaryota; Dinophyceae; Syndiniales; Amoebophryaceae
Source: the annotation of a GenBank genome assembly